This is a messenger RNA of Physella acuta, 495 nucleotides long. Its product is annotated as ring-infected erythrocyte surface antigen-like. The record is from RefSeq and is a predicted model, not a curated record. Lineage: Eukaryota; Metazoa; Mollusca; Gastropoda; Physidae.
AUGUCGGUGCAUGUGCGUGUCGAGCAUCAUAGACGACAUCACGUGACAUCAUGGACGACAACUAUCGUGAAUGAUAUCAUAGACGACAAUAUAGACGACAAUAUAGACGACAAUAUAGACGACAUCAUAGACGACAUCAUAGUUGACAUCAUAGACGACAUCAUAUACAACAUAGACGACAACAUAGACGACAUCAUAGACGACAUCAUAGACGACAUCAUAUACAACAUAGACGACAACAUAGACGACAUCAUAGACGACAUCAUAUACAACAUAGACGACAACAUAGACGACAUCAUAGACGACAUGAUAGACGACAUCAUAUACAACAUAGACGACAACAUAGACGACAACAUAGACGACAUCAUAUACAUCAUAGACGACAACAUAGACGACAACAUAGACGACAACAUAGACGACAACAUAGACGACAACAUAGACGACAACAUAGACGACAACAUAGACGACAUAGUGACAUCAUGGACGACAACAUAG